ACGCGACUCAGAAGUCUUCUUUCUUUCUUCCAGGCUCCUCAAAUCAGCACAAGGAGAGAGAGAGAGAGAGAGAGAUCAUCAGCCAUGGCGGUUCCGAAGCGCCUUCUGGAGCCGAGACGCUGGCUGACCUUCUCUUCAGUUCUCCGGAGCUCCUGCUCCUCCUCUUCUUCCUAUUCUUCCAAUUCCGGAACCGACAUCGCACCGCCGACCUCUUCUUUGCACCGCCAUAGCUAUAACGACUCGUCUUUUCCUCUCCACAGGAAAGUGCAGUGGGUGUUCCUGGGGUGUCCCGGAGUCGGCAAGGGCACCUACGCCGGCCGCCUCUCCAGCCUCCUCGGCGUCCCCCACAUCUCCACCGGCGAUCUCGUCCGCCACGAGCUCUCCUCUCACGGUCCGCUUGCCUCCCAGCUUGAAGAGAUUGUUAACCAAGGGAAAUUGGUUUCAGAUGAAAUUAUAAUAAAUUUAUUGUCCAAGCGCCUUGAAGCUGGAGAAGCUAAGGGUGAAUCAGGAUUUAUUCUUGAUGGUUUUCCUCGAACUAUAAGACAGGCGGAAAUUUUAGAGGGUGUCACAGACAUUGACUUGGUAAUUAAUUUAAAGCUUCGGGAGGAAGCAUUGCUUGCAAAGUGCCUUGGGAGAAGGAUUUGCAGUGAGUGUGGGGGGAACUAUAAUGUUGCCUCCAUUGACAUCAAGAGUGAGGAUGGAAACCCUGGAAUGUACAUGGCACCACUUCUUCCUCCACCUCAUUGUGCAUCAAAACUUAUCACACGGUCUGAUGACACUGAAGCAGUUGUAAAGGAACGACUCCGUGUUUACAAUGAAAUGAGUCGACCUGUAGAGGAAUUCUACCGCAGCCGUGGCAAGUUGUUGGAAUUUGAUCUUCCAGGGGGAAUCCCCGAAUCCUGGCCUAAACUGCUACAAGCUCUGAAUCUGGAUAAUCACAACGAGACCAAGUCUGCUGCGGCAUAGGUCCUUGUUUGUUGUAUCAAAUCCCCCAAGGGAGCCUCAUGAUGCUCACUAGAAAGGAGGACAAUGGUGUAGAGGCAAAUGAUGAACAACACACUACCAUUUGGUGACAGAAAGGAAGGAGGGAGAGGAAAAAGUACGUAGUGGAUGGUAAAAUGGUGGUGAGGGUUCCAAUAGUUGCCAUAUUAGAUGAUCAUGUAGUGGUGGUUGAUAGGGAAGGCAAGGAUGGGGGAGAUGUUCCUAAUGGAGGAAAAACGAGGAAAUAUAAUGCAUUUGGAUGUAAUUGUAAAAUUGAUCUGAAGUUUACUUUGUUAAAUGUUAGGGAGGGUAAGUAUGGAAUUUGUAAUUUUCUAGACAAUUGAAUUGUCUAAAAUUAAAUUUCAAGAAAAAUAUCAAUUGAAUUGCUGAAAACCUUAUCUUGAACGAAGAUGAAGAUGAACCCUUGAAGCUCAUCCUCGACGGAGAUGGCGAUGAACAAGGGGAAGAUCUGACGUCAAUUUCAGGAGAAAGUUGAGGUUAAAGGAGCAUCGGGAUUGACGAGAGAGUGAGUGAAUUGCCUAAAAAAUGAAUUCUCUCCUCUUUUUUGAGAAUUUCUUUUCUAACAAAAGUAAGAAAAAGUUAUCACGUGAUUAAAAGUUAGAAUUUGUAUUAUCUAAAAAAUAUUGUCCAUCAAACACUUUAAAAAUUAGAACUCGGAUGAAAAAUAGUCACUUUUCAUGAUAUGAUUAAUUAAACAGGUGAUUAGAGUUUAUAUAUUGAAAAAAAAAUAAGGAAAUGGGAGUAUGGCUUCAGCAUUGGUUGCCGCUUAUUGUGCGACGUUAAUCGUAUGAUAGAGAUAUGAUGGAGAUGAAAGAGGAAAAAAGAGAGAUGAGAUAAAAUUCUUAGUUAAAAUAAUAAUUUUAGGAUAAUGCUUUUGGCCCGAGAAGUUGAGUCGACUUUUUAGG
Diospyros lotus (date-plum) is the source of this 1907-nucleotide messenger RNA. Its product is annotated as probable adenylate kinase 6, chloroplastic. Lineage: Eukaryota; Viridiplantae; Streptophyta; Magnoliopsida; Ericales; Ebenaceae. Gene Ontology annotation, molecular function: AMP kinase activity; ATP binding. The transcript is spliced from 5 exons. The record is from RefSeq and is a predicted model, not a curated record. Gene Ontology annotation, cellular component: cytoplasm; mitochondrion. Gene Ontology annotation, biological process: nucleobase-containing compound metabolic process. Bases 85 to 966 code for a protein of 293 amino acids.